GGUGCGCGCCGCGGCUUGGGGGAGAGUUGAGCGCUUUUCCCCCCUCUUUUUUUUUUUUCUUUUUUUUUUCUCCUCUUCUUCUUAAACAAACCACAAACGGAUGUGAGGGAAGGAAGGUGUUUCUUUUACUCCUGAGCCCAGACACCUCUUUCUUUUCCGUCUAAGCUUGUUUUGCUGAGCACUUUUUUUAAAAAAGAAAAAAAAAAAAAAGGAAAAGAAAAGGAGUUGCUUGAUGUGAGAGUGAAAUGGACGUAAGAUUUUAUCCACCUCCAGCCCAGCCCGCCGCUGCGCCCGACGCUCCCUGUCUGGGACCUUCUCCCUGCCUGGACCCCUACUAUUGCAACAAGUUUGACGGUGAGAACAUGUAUAUGAGCAUGACAGAGCCGAGCCAGGACUAUGUGCCAACCAGCCAGUCCUACCCUGGUCCAAGUCUGGAAAGCGAAGACUUUAACAUUCCUCCCAUCACUCCACCUUCCCUCCCUGACCACUCCCUGGUACACCUGAAUGAAGUUGAAACUGGUUACCACUCUCUGUGUCACCCAAUGAACCACAAUGGCCUGCUCCCAUUCCAUCCGCAAAACAUGGACCUACCUGAAAUCACCGUCUCCAACAUGCUGGGCCAGGACGGAACGCUGCUCUCCAACUCCAUUUCUGUGAUGCAAGAUAUUCGGAACCCAGAAGGAACUCAGUAUAGCUCCCAUCCUCAGAUGGCAGCCAUGAGACCAAGGGGUCAGCCGGCAGACAUCAGGCAGCAGGCAGGAAUGAUGCAGCAUGGCCAGUUGACUACCAUCAACCAAUCCCAGCUGAGUGCUCAGCUUGGUUUGAACAUGGGAGGAAGCAAUGUUCCCCACAACUCACCCUCUCCACCAGGGAGCAAAUCUGCCACUCCUUCACCAUCCAGUUCAGUGCAUGAAGAUGAAGGCGAUGAGACCUCUAAGAUCAAUGGAGGAGAGAAGCGGCCUGCCUCUGAUAUAGGGAAAAAACCCAAAACCCCCAAAAAGAAGAAGAAGAAGGACCCUAAUGAGCCUCAGAAGCCUGUGUCUGCCUAUGCGUUAUUCUUUCGUGAUACUCAGGCUGCCAUCAAGGGCCAAAAUCCAAAUGCUACCUUUGGAGAAGUCUCUAAAAUUGUGGCUUCGAUGUGGGAUGGUUUAGGAGAAGAGCAAAAACAGGUCUAUAAAAAGAAAACCGAGGCUGCAAAGAAGGAGUACCUGAAGCAACUUGCAGCAUACAGAGCCAGCCUUGUAUCCAAGAGCUACAGUGAACCUGUCGAUGUUAAGACGUCUCAAGCUCCUCAGCUGAUCAGUUCCAAGCCGUCAGUGUUCCAUGGGCCCAGCCAGGCCCACUCAGCUCUGUACCUAAGUUCGCACUAUCACCAACAACCUGGAAUGAAUCCUCACCUAACUGCCAUGCAUUCUAGUCUCCCCAGGAACAUCGCACCCAAGCCGAAUAACCAAAUGCCAGUGACUGUCUCUAUAGCAAACAUGGCUGUGUCUCCCCCUCCUCCCCUCCAGAUCAGCCCACCUCUCCACCAGCAUCUCAGCAUGCAGCAGCACCAGCCACUCGCCAUGCAGCAGCCCCUUGGGAACCAGCUCCCCAUGCAGGUCCAGUCUGCCUUACAUUCACCCACCAUGCAGCAAGGAUUUACUCUUCAACCUGACUAUCAGACUAUUAUCAAUCCUACAUCCACAGCCGCACAAGUUGUCACCCAAGCAAUGGAGUAUGUGCGUUCGGGGUGCAGAAAUCCUCCCCCACAGCCUGUGGAUUGGAAUAACGACUACUGCAGUAGUGGGGGCAUGCAGAGGGACAAAGCACUGUACCUUACCUGAAAAUCUGAACACCUCUUCUUUCCACUGAGGAAUUCAGGGAAGUCUUUUCACCAUGGAUUGCUUUGUACAGCCAAGGCAGUUCUCCAUUUUAUUAGAAAAUACAAGUUGCUAAGCACUUAGGACCAUUUGAGCUUGUGGGUCACCCACUCUGGAAGAAAUAGUCAUGCUUCUUUAUUAUUUUUUUAAUCCUUUAUGGACAUUGUUUUUCCUCCUUCCCCGAAGGAAAUAUGGACCAUUCAGAUUUUAUGUUGUUUUUUUGCUGUGAAGUGCUGCGCCCUAGUAACUGCCUUAGCAACUGUAGAUGUCUCGGAUAACAGUCCUGGAUUUUCCAUUGGUUUUCAUAAUGGGUGUUUAUAUGAAACUACUAAAGACUUUUUAAAUGGCUUGAUGUAGCAGUCAUAGCAAGUUUGUAAAUAGCAUCUAUGUUACACUCUCCUAGAGUAUAAAAUGUGAAUGUUUUUGUAGCUAAAUUGUAAUUUGAAACUGGCUCAUCCCAGUUUAUUGAUUUCACGAUAGGGGUUAAAUUGGCAAACAUUCAUAUUUUUACUUCAUUUUUAAAACAGCUAAUAGUUCUAUAUUUUCAAAAUAUUUGAAAAAAAAAGUAUUCCCAAAUGAUUUUAAUUUAAAAACAAAUUGGCUUUGUCUCAUUGAUCAGACAAAAAGAAACUAGUGUUAAGGGAAGCGCAAACCCAUUUAUUUUGUACUGCAGAAAAAUUGCUUUUUUGUAUCACUUUUUGUGUAAUGGUUAGUAAAUGUCAUUUAAGUCCUUUUAUGUAUAAAACUGCCAAAUGCUUACCUGGUAUCUUACUAGUUGCAGAAACAGAUUGGAAACAGCUAAAUUAUAACCUUUACAUAUGGCUCUAUAUUAUUGUUUCUUCAUACUGUGUCUGUAUUUAAUCUUUUUUUAUGGAACCUGUUGCGCCUAUUUAUGAAAUAAUAAAUAUAGGUGUUUGUAAGUAAAUUUGUUAGUAUUUGAAAGAGGUUUCUUUGAUGUUUUAACUUUUGCUGGCAAAAAAAAAAAUUCACGCUUGGUGUGAAUACUUUAUUAUUUAGUUUUUACAGUGACAUGAAUAAAGCCAAACCUGCUUUUCAUUUAGCAGCAAAUUAAAGUAACCAGUCCUUAUUUCUGCAUUUCUUCGGUUGAUGCAAAUGAAAAACUAUUCUCCUUAAGAACUUUCUUUCUUCUUCAAUAUAAAGGAAAAUUGCCCCCAAAGUCACACAGCUCCAAGACUAAACACACACAUCCUCUACCUAAAGAGUUGCUUUUUGGUUCUCAGCUGAUUUUAGUCAAUUCUGAAAAUCACACACACACACACACACACACACACACACACACACCAUAAAAUUCAAGUCCAGUCACCUAAAACUCAAGCUGCAUGCUUCUCACAAAGUCUCCCAAACAUGUAAGAACAGAUCCAUGCAAAGGAAGGAACAAAAGGGAAGCAUACUGUUAGGAAUAAACCUAGAAAUGAAAGGUGAGUAAUCAGACAGCAAAAGAGAAAGGAAACGCAUUCCAAAUUUGAGAGCUGUUUUUAUGGAACUGACAGUCUUGCUGUCUCUUGUGUCUCUAGAAGCAACUUCUCUUCCCAAAAAGAAUUCUGAGAGAUUUGCUAGGGGGACCAAAAAUUUUGAAAAUCUGGAUGAGGAUUUGCAUAGAUUUUACACCAAAAAAAAAAAAAAAAAAAGAGCUAGAAAAUCAUUCCCUUACACGAGACUAUCAACUAAGUUAACCUGGUUGAAAAUCAAAAGAAUGGUUAAUGUCUCUUUCAUGGAAUGUGCGAAACAAAUCUAGCAGUUUAACGAAAUACAAAUAUAUGCAUUAUGUAACCCAAUCAGAAUUAAAAAGACAAAAGGUGUGCUUGCUUUGGAAUGAUUUUAGGCAUUGUACAACCUUGAGUCACUUGAGCAUGUAAUAACUAAUAAAUAAUGCAGAUCCAAUGUGAUUAUUAAAAUGACUGUAGCUGAGAGCUCUAAUUUUCCUGUCUUGAAACUGUAUAAGAACUCAUGUGAUUAAGUUCACAGUUUAUUGUUUGUCUGUUUAGUAUUUUAGAAAUAUACCAGCACUACUAAUUAACUAAUGUCUUUUAUUGAUUAUAUUAUGAUAAAGUAAAAAUUUCUCUUGCAUUAAGUCUAAACUGAGAAGGUAAUUACCGGGAUGAGAAUAAGCAGCUUUGACUUCGACAGGCGGUUUGUACAGGGAAGUGCGAUGUUGUUUACAGCUUCUCCAGAGCAGGUGUGCAACCAGGGUAGAGAGAGUGUUGAAAUUUAAUACCAAAUACAGUAAAAACAAAUGUAAAUAAAAGAAAAUACAUCAUCAAUAAAAACUCUUACCAUGCGUGACCGUA
Messenger RNA from Marmota flaviventris (yellow-bellied marmot), 4171 nucleotides. RefSeq names its product thymocyte selection associated high mobility group box (gene Tox). Gene Ontology annotation, molecular function: chromatin DNA binding. Gene Ontology annotation, biological process: leukocyte differentiation; regulation of transcription by RNA polymerase II. Lineage: Eukaryota; Metazoa; Chordata; Mammalia; Rodentia; Sciuridae. The record is from RefSeq and is a predicted model, not a curated record. Gene Ontology annotation, cellular component: nucleus.